AUGGCCUUCCGAAUUAUUAGAUCGAUCAGUGUUCCUAAGUUCAAGCCGCCUGAAGUUGUUCUUCGAGAUUUGGCAAGAAUCGGACGAAUUCGUGGUGGAUUCGGGGGUUCGGGGGCUGAGCGAAGAGGUGAGCGAGGAGCGGCUGUCGAUCAAUCGCAGACGACAACCACCACCGUGAAUACGAUCGAUCGAUGGUUCGGAAUUGUCCUGUUGCCGACCAAGCCUGUUAUUGAAAAUAUUUUAAAAGUAGCAUUAUUAUCACUAUUAUUAGCGUCAGUAAAGGAUGAAGGAGCUGGUCUAGUUCGGUUUCGAACCAUCGACGGUGCGGCCGCAGUGGGCCUCUUACCGACUGCGCUACAACAGCCCCUAUUAUUAUUAUUAUUAUUAUUAUUAUUAUUAUUAUUAUUAUUAUUAUUAUUAUUAUUAUUAUUAUUAUUAUUAUUAUUAUUAUUAUUAUUAUUAUUAUUAUUAUUACUAUUACUAUUAUUAUUAUUAUUAUUAUUAUUAUUAUUAUUAUUAUAG
Necator americanus (New World hookworm) is the source of this 522-nucleotide messenger RNA. RefSeq lists its product as uncharacterized. Lineage: Eukaryota; Metazoa; Nematoda; Chromadorea; Rhabditida; Ancylostomatidae. The transcript has 4 exons. Bases 1 to 522 code for a protein of 173 amino acids. The record is from RefSeq and is a predicted model, not a curated record.